AUGAUUGCACGAGUCACAGACAAUGGAGCUGUCUCGGAGGCAUUCACAAUGACCAACGGAGUGAACCAGGGCUGCAUCCUCGCGCCCACCCUCUUCAGUUUUAUGUUCUUUGCCAUGCUGAUGGACGCCUACCGUGAUGAACGCCCUGGGAUCCGUAUCGCCUACAGGACGGACGCCCAACCCCUCAAUCACUGGCGGAUGCACUUCCAGUCGCGUGUAUCCACAACUACCGUCCAUGAACUUCUCUUCGCGGACGAUUGUGCUCUCAACGCGACCACAUAA
Molecule: messenger RNA, 282 nt
Organism: Spirometra erinaceieuropaei
Lineage: Eukaryota; Metazoa; Platyhelminthes; Cestoda; Diphyllobothriidea; Diphyllobothriidae
Source: the annotation of a GenBank genome assembly